This is a messenger RNA of Paraphaeosphaeria sporulosa, 631 nucleotides long. RefSeq lists its product as uncharacterized. NCBI's taxonomy places the organism in Eukaryota, Fungi, Ascomycota, Dothideomycetes, Pleosporales, Didymosphaeriaceae. The transcript has 3 exons. The coding region runs from base 80 to 604 and encodes 174 amino acids. The record is from RefSeq and is a predicted model, not a curated record.
CGUCUCACUGUUGGGCAUUGCAUGGCCUGUGCUACAUUGGAGUAGAGCUUGUGGUAGGGCGAACAUAGUCCACAUCAGAAUGUUGGGCAGCGCCGUCUGCAUUGCGGCCGUGACUAAUACCGCCGCCUCCAUUGGAUUCACCGUAUACCUCUUCACCAGUGAGGCGCAGGGUCGUCUGCCGAAGCUUUUUAGCCAGUGGGCCGAGCGGAGUUUCACCCAAGAGUUCUAUCUAUGUGAAGCGGUGCCGAGUGUGUUUCCCGACACGAAUGCAUUGUAUGGGUUUUCUGCUUGUGAGAGAUCUCGUGCGGGGCGAUAUCUGAUGCUGGUUGUAUGUUGCGUAUCAGCGCUUCUGGCCGGCCUCGGUGUUUUGCAGGCGCACCGAGAUGGGGUGUUUGCGGUGUUUGUGAAAGCCAGGUUGAGAAGAGGUCCGGACGUGGAGCAGAGACGGCCGGAGAGGGCUAACAAGGGCAAGCUCCCACAACCGCCGGCGAUGGCGCACAUGCCUUCUGGGCUGCCGCUGUCAAAGUCUGGAGUCCUGCAGAACAUGUCGCCAGAGAAUUCACAAUGUCGAACGUCCUUACAUGGGUUUUACGGGAAGUCGUAAGAGAAGAAGGUUUACGAUAAUGUCGUU